CCGGGGCUGUGCGCUCCCUCCCGCGGCCGCCUACCCGGAGCCGCGGUCACCCACGUGAUCCUCGUAGAUCCAUUUUGGUCUAAUUCCUGGUAUCCUGGAGCUCUCUGUCUAGUGGAGCAGGCAGACAUCAAACAACUCAUCCUACAGAGUGGCAGCACGGAUGCUGAGUGGAGAGCGUGUCCAGGGAGAGAGAUGCUGCUGAAGAAUCAAGAUAUUGAAGAACCACUCUUGGAGCCAGGUGUCUGCUUCAGAAUGUACACAGAAGGUGAGGCUAAGAAAAUAGGAGUGGUUGGCUGGGUGAAGAAUACCAACAAAGGCACUGUUACAGGUCAAGUGCAAGGCCCUGAAGAGAAAGUCAACUCCAUGAAGUCCUGGCUGAGCAAGGUUGGAAGUCCCAGUUCUCGCAUUGACCGCACGGACUUUUCUAAUGAAAAAACCAUCUCUAAACUUGAAUAUUCUAAUUUUAGUAUUCGAUACUAAUAGAAAUGAUAAUGUAUAGACUGCAUUAUAGACACUAUAUAUUCUUAUGUAGUAGGGUAUUAGUAGCAGAGUAGUAAGAAAAGGAACUCUGUUCUGAAAGCUACAUUAUACAGAUUACUAAAAAUGACACUGAAAUAGUUUUACUCAACUGUUUUUCACUAAUGCAAAAAUUAGUAUCUAAAAUAAAAAUGUCAUUAUAAAAUAUUUAAUACAAGUAUUUAAUUUAAACUUGUCUCAUGGAAACUAAUUCUAAUAAAUGUUAUAGCUUACAUGUUAUUUGGCUAGGCUGGACAUAAAAUAAUAAAGUUAACCAUUUAAAAAGUA
Molecule: messenger RNA, 804 nt
Organism: Myotis brandtii (Brandt's bat)
Lineage: Eukaryota; Metazoa; Chordata; Mammalia; Chiroptera; Vespertilionidae
Gene: ACYP2
Product: acylphosphatase 2, muscle type
Exons: 7
Coding region: 193-480 (95 amino acids)
Molecular function (GO): acylphosphatase activity
Source: RefSeq, a predicted model, not a curated record